GCAAGCCCGUCACAUCACAGACGACUUGUGUCAUAUAGUAAUUCAGUGGUGACUGGGACUAAACAUAAAGGGGAGGGGGUCAGGAGAGGAGGUGAACAGAAGCGUCCAGAUAAGAGUUGUGUGAAACAUGCUUGCCGGAGGUAAAACGUGCACAUAUGGGAUGCUGUGGGUCGUGUCAGCCGUCCUCGCCCAAAUCUCAGCUGAGGAUACGCACAAGGCCAGGGCGCUGAGGCUCAUGUCUGAGACCCCACUCAUAGACGGCCACAAUGACUUGCCUUGGCAGCUUAGGGUGCAGUUUAACAAUCAGCUCAAUAAGGUGGAUCUGAACACACUCCAGACUACACACACCAACAUCCCCAAAAUUAAGGAAGGGCGACUGGGAGCCCAGUUCUGGUCUGCCUUUGUGCCGUGUGAAGCCCAGUAUAAAGAUGCCGUCAGACAGACACUGGAGCAGAUAGAUGUGAUCCACAGGAUGUGUCAGAAGUACCCAGACGCCUUCAUGUUCGCCACCAGCAGCCAAGACAUCCUGGAAGCAUUCCGCCAAAACAGGACAGCCAGUCUGAUCGGGGUGGAAGGCGGUCACUCCCUGGACAGCAGUUUGGGCACCCUCCGCACCAUGUACCAUUUGGGUGUGCGCUACCUCACCCUCACACACUCCUGCAACACACCCUGGGCCGAUAACUGGCUCGUUGACACCGGAUCAGAGCCAUCUGAACACAAUGGACUGUCUCCGUUUGGCAAGCAACUGAUAUUGGAGAUGAACCGUCUGGGGAUGCUGGUUGACCUGGCCCAUGUCCCCGUGCAAGUCAUGAACCAGGUGCUGGACAUGUCCAAAGCACCGGUCAUCUUCAGCCAUUCCUCUGCCUACGCUGUCUGUCCGCACAAGAGGAACGUCCCCGACGACAUCCUUAAGAGAGUGAGAGAAAAGCAAGGCAUUGUCAUGGUGAACUUUUACAACGCGUACAUCACCUGCAGCGGGACCGCCAACCUCUCUGAUGUAGCCGAUCACUUUGACCACAUAAAGAAAGUGGCUGGAGCCGAUAUCAUCGGUUUUGGUGGAGACUAUGACGGGGUGUCGAGUGUACCCAUGGGUCUGGAGGACGUGUCUAAGGUGCCUGACCUGGUGGCUGAGCUGCUGAGGAGAGGCUGGACGGAUGAGGAGGUCAAAGCAGCCCUGGGAAACAACCUGCUUCGGGUCCUCAAAGAGGUAGAGACGAUCCGUGAUAGCCUGAGUGGCACCAGUCUAGAUGAUGUUCCCAUCCCGUAUGAUGAGGUGAAGAACUCCUGCAGGACCAGCUAUGGUUACCCUGACCCGGGCAAUGCCGGUGCCAUCCCGUCCCUCAGUUUGCUGGCUCUUCUGCUCACCCUGGCUUCCAACACCGCCAUCACAUUAACAGACACCCUGUAGACUCCUUGAGUACCUCGUCUCACUGUGUGCACACAGGUUGUGUAAAUGUCCAUCACUUGCACUCAUCGAUUAACAUGUGCGUUUGUGUAAAGAUACAGCAAAUAAAGUCUAAA
This is a messenger RNA of Lampris incognitus (smalleye Pacific opah), 1521 nucleotides long. RefSeq names its product dipeptidase 1 (gene dpep1). Gene Ontology annotation, biological process: proteolysis. Gene Ontology annotation, molecular function: metallodipeptidase activity. Lineage: Eukaryota; Metazoa; Chordata; Actinopteri; Lampriformes; Lampridae. The coding region runs from base 128 to 1408 and encodes 426 amino acids. The transcript is spliced from 10 exons. The record is from RefSeq and is a predicted model, not a curated record.